UUACUGAUUAAUAGAUUAAUUAACUGUUUUAACUUAAUAGUUUUGAAUUGUGCGCAGUUUCCAUGUCGCAAUGGUGGAACAUGUUAUCAGGCAAGUUCUGGAACUGGUUUCCUCUGUCAAUGUACAAAUGUUUUUUCUGGAGUAGUGUGCUCAGAAUCAGCAUGUGAUUCAAGUCCAUGCCAGAAUGGAGGGAGUUGUUUAUUGACCCACAUCAACGGAGGCCAUGUAUGCAUUUGUCCUGAUGGUUUUAUGGGUCCAACCUGCAAUGAAAGAGCAGUUGAUAAUGUGACAAACCCAGUAGAUAAUGAAGUAACAACCACAAUUGCUCCUGGUUCAACCCGAGCAACCAUUGCACCAACAACCGCAACCAUUCCUACUACUAAUGUUCCAACAACCAUUCCACUAACAACCACAAAACCAAAAAUAAAACCAACAACUACACAACAACCAGCAACUCCACAACAACCAACAGCAAUGGCACCAACAACUACAAAACCAGCAACCAUUGCACCAACAACUGCAACAUUAACAACUGCACCAAUAACUACUACUAAAAUGGCACCAACAACCACGAUUGUACCAACAACUACACAAAAACCAAUGACCACCAACCCAAGGACCACAGGACAAAACAUCACACCACAACCAACACCAACAACCAGUUGUCCCAAUGAUUACUGCAGCAAUGGUGGUACAUGCAGUCUCACUGCUGGAACUCUCACUUGCACAUGUCAACAAGGCUACAUAGGCAGCACGUGUGAAAACGUGGAUUUCUGUAUUUCAAAUCCUUGCAAGAAUGGUGGAAUUUGUGUGACCUUUGAGAAUGAGUACAGGUGCUCAUGCACCAACUCAUUCUCAGGCCCUGACUGUAAUUCACAAGAUAAUGCACAGCUAACAUCGAGCAACACUAUGGAAGACCUCCCUCUAGAACUCUGGUGGAUUGCUCUCAUCACCCUCAUAGUGAUUCUUCUAAUCAUCUUCACAUUUAUUGUGGUGUGUGCUUAUUGUAACAACAACAGGAGAAAAAGAGAGGAAGUCAGCCACAAACCACAUAGCAUUGAUGGCACCAUCUAAACAAUCAUGUCUAGGAACAACCUAACAGAAUUUUUUAACAGAAUCUAACCAAUCAUAUCUCUGUUAUGUUCAUGUAAAUAAUGCUCUAACAGAAUCCAACCAAUUGUAUUUCUAGUAGAAUCUAACACAAGCCAUGUUUCUAAGCAUCCAAUCAUUUUUCUAUAGGGAACCUAAAAAAUCAUGUUUUCAUUUAGAUCAUCACAAAUAGCUAUAAAUUUAAUCUAACCAACCAUUCACAUAUCAGAGGUGAAUUCCAGGUGGCAAAAAGGCUGCACUGCUCUCCACCUAAUCAAGCAUGAAAUCAUGAGUUCUUUAGAUGCCACAAUAGGUAUAAGAACACUUCAAAACACUUUCCCUUUGUACUAUAAAUCCUUGAUUGGUAAAGUUACACUACCCAGAGAAACAAAAACAGUUCUUUUUACAUACUACACUAAAAAAAAAACUUCUCCAAAUAAAUGUGUAAAACACUGAAGAAAAUUUAGACUUGCCAUCCCAAAUCCAGCAUCAUCAUCAUCAUCAUUUAUUUAAGUCAGUUUUCUUCCUGCUUCUAAGGGGUUACUGACUGUCACUCCUUCCAUGCAGCUACACCAUCUCUCCACUUCUUCCUGUCUUGUGCAUCAUACUCCUCCAAACCAAUUUUUGCACUUUCUUUCUUCACCAUAUCUUUCCACGUCACCUUUGGCCGCCCCCUUACUCUUCUACCUUCAACUUCUAGAUGCCAGGCUCUCUUUACUCUUUUUUUUUUCUCUUUUUUAUCGGUGACUAAAAAAUGAAAAUUGUAUUUUUAAUACAUUCUUAUUCUGCACAUUUUAAGCUUUAAAAUGAUGGAUCAUUUUAACUAGAAUUGAUUUAUUAUCACCAAAGUUAUAAGUAAAAGUAUUACAGCUUCUCUGUACUAAAGUAUACGAUACUGCCACACUCUUAUGCUAAUUACUCAGUUUAACAAUUGACAUGUCGACAAGGACGCGAAGCCCGGCAAAAAAUCACGAAAACCUUAGACAAUGGCGGGUAGACUUACCGAGUUGCCAAAGACUUUCUUUGCUAUCAACCUUCAGGGUAGGCGGUAUGCAAAUGAAUCAUAUAUUCAUAGUGUUAAUCUAUUUCAUGGAACAUGCUGGGGAAAUUGUUGUAAAAGCCUCUGUAUUUCGCUCCCAAAGCUCCCAUUCAGUCAACCUUGUUGUCAGCAAACGCCAAGUCACUUAUGCGCACUGCUCAUGUAAAUCUGGGUAUCUAUAACCAAGCAGGCCUAGGCUCAUGUAUGUUACGCGUUUAAACCAGCUGCCUAAGGAAAUUAAAAUGACUGAGAAAAAGUUUUUGAUCACGUGACUAAAUGACGCUCGCUGAUUAGUGGGUUUAUCUGUCAAUCAAAUCUCGUUGAGAUGUUAAUGAGCGACAGUAUGCUGGUUUUGGGAUGGCAUGCCUCAAUUAUAAUUAAAAUAUAUAAAUAGUAAAUUAACCAAAAUAUCUAUCUUACCAUCUUAACAGUGCUGUUCAAUAUAGCUUGGUGAACUUCAAAAUCAUUUCCAAUGUGCUCUAAUUUGAAAGACAAGUAUACAGUUAAAUUAGCCUAAGUCGACUUUGCUUAACUCGAAUAAUUUCUGAGUCGAACUUAUUUUACAUGCCAAAUUGUUGUGUUUUCCAAUUAUUAACAAUCUGUAAGUCAAAUUUUAUGUAAGUCGAACAAUUUUUCAAUGGCAUUUUGGAUUUGAUUUAGGCAAGUUCAACUGUAAUAUAAUAAUUAUUAGAAUAUUGCUAUCAUUACUGUUAAUGCAUUACUAUCCUUUGUAUAAUAAUUUCCACUAGUGUAUGAUACGCAACUAUUCUAAUUGCUUAUUUGAAUAGUGACUAUCAUUACUGUAUAUGCAUCACUAUAUCUUACCAUUACCAUCAUUAAUGAUGACUUUUUAGCUUUAAAACAAUAUUUUCGUUAUUAAAUUGUAAGUAGAGUCAAGAAUUAUAUGUACAUAAAUGAUAUCACAGAGUAUAGAUUUAUUAUCUAAAUAUGUUAAUUUUAUUUCCCAAUUAGUUUUAAAGUUAAAUUUGGUUUCUUUUUUAAAAUUUGAGUGAUGGGUUAAACAUUAUGACAUAUGUUUCCAUGUAGGACUAAUUUAGUUCUGAUAAUUUCUAAUUGAGGGAAAAUAUGUAUCUCUAUCAUUAGACGUCUUUGAAUCUCUUCUAAAUUAAGCAACAGAGUUUACUAUAUUUUUUAUAUUUGGAAGGUAGCCUUCAAAUUAGUUUUUAAUAAUAAGUAAAUUU
Anneissia japonica is the source of this 3330-nucleotide messenger RNA. RefSeq names its product delta and Notch-like epidermal growth factor-related receptor. Lineage: Eukaryota; Metazoa; Echinodermata; Crinoidea; Comatulida; Comatulidae. The annotation marks the transcript as partial. Gene Ontology annotation, molecular function: calcium ion binding. The record is from RefSeq and is a predicted model, not a curated record. The transcript is spliced from 5 exons.